Glycine soja is the source of this 1271-nucleotide messenger RNA. RefSeq lists its product as uncharacterized. The record is from RefSeq and is a predicted model, not a curated record. The transcript has 2 exons. Bases 167 to 898 code for a protein of 243 amino acids. NCBI's taxonomy places the organism in Eukaryota, Viridiplantae, Streptophyta, Magnoliopsida, Fabales, Fabaceae.
AGAUAAGAUUCAUAGCCACAAACCAAACCAGCCUCAUAUUCUUGAUUCUUUAGGUGGCUUCAGAGAGUGAGCUUAUGGUUUUGGUAAAUUCCAUUUUGUUCAUCAAGAUACAUUUCUAGAGUUCAACCUCUAUUAUCAUUCAGCAAGCAAAUCACACACACUAUAGAUGAGUUGCAAAAUAAACUCCUUAAGCUCACCAAUUCCAUGCAAAUUUUACACCAACAAACCAAAGCUUAGAAGAACAAACACCAUCUUAUUUUCCUUUCCCUCAAGUGAAAAACAGCAAAAAACCAUUUCCACCAGCACAAGUGAAACCCCAACAACUGAGGCUUACACUGUUAGCUUCAAGACAGAAAAGGGUUGCAAGCUUGGCAUUUCAAGGUAUCCUGACUUUGAAUAUGAUGCAGAAGGGGGAAUGGGAACUGGAGUUGGUGCAAAGGUCACAGAGAAUAAUAAUCCAGCCAACAAUGACCUUCCUGUUUCAUUUGAUCUUGAAACUUUGUAUAUUCCACCACUAACAAGUUCUACCACCAAGUUUCUUGGUUUUCCAUUGCCACCAUUUUUGAAGAUUGAUAUAGUUCCAGAGGCAUUCCAUGGAAGCAUUAACCAAGAAUCUGGCAAGGUUGAUCUUGAGUUCAAGGCCAAGUUCUUGUUUUCUGCCGGUAGUCUCUAUAAGGCUCCCCCAUUGAUGGUGAAGACAGUGUUGACAUCUGAAGAAACAAAGGGCACAAUGAGGAGUGGAAGAGGCAAGAGAUUGGAUAAAGAGGGGAAGUGCAGACUGGUUGGUGUGGCAACAAUUGACCCUAUUGAUGAUUUCUUUAUGAAUUCCUUCCUUGGUCUCCCAACUGAGUGCCUUGCUGAGUUAAAGGCUGUAAUCUCCAUUUCUUCCUCAUCUUAAGAUCUCAUAAAAAGAUUUGGACAUUUGUUGAAGCCUAUUUAUAGUCAUUAUACCCGAGUUGGAAAAUCAAUGUGAAAUAGUACGAGAUGAUGCAUUGUAGAGACUAGAGAGCAGUCUUAAAAUUGGACUAGUUUACCCAAUUCAGCCUUGUGGCCUGAUAGCCAUGUACACCACUUAGGUAAAGCAAUUAUAAUGUACACUAAAAGUCUAAAAAGAACAAUGAAGUACAGUACAGUAGCAUUAGCAUCCUUCAACUUUUGUUAUCUCAGUGUGUUUAUAACUAUUUUUUCAAGGACUGAUUCCGUGUAUAAAGUUGAGAUACUGAAAGAUUGUCACACACAUAUAUGAAUGUUAAGAAAAAUCCAUACACUAA